Rotaria sp. Silwood1 is the source of this 573-nucleotide messenger RNA. The record is from the annotation of a GenBank genome assembly. Lineage: Eukaryota; Metazoa; Rotifera; Eurotatoria; Philodinida; Philodinidae.
AUGUUAGAUAAUUUUACUGAUUUAAUUCGAAAAUUGGAUUUAUUCCAAAUGGUUCCACUUUAUGAUUCAAAUGAUCGAUUAUUGAAAGAUUCAGAUCUUCUGAGUACAUUAAAAACUUCAACAUCAUUAUUUUAUAUUCCAAUUCGUUUUACAUUAUUUAAUCGAAUCACAUCACUUGAUCAUUGUUUAUGUUCAUCAUCAUCAUCAAUACAACAAAAAACUUUAUCAUAUUUAUCAUCUUCAACUAUAAUUAAACGUGAAACAAUUGAUCAAAUACUUUCAACUUGUUCAUUAAUUCCACCAUCAUCAUCAUCAGUUAUUUUACCUUGUUUAUCAUUAUCAUCAUAUUCAAGUGAAUUAUCAAAUUCAAUUUCAAUAGUUAAUCUUCUAACUCCACCAUUAUCACAUUCGUCAUCAUCAUAUUUAAAUGAAAAUAAUCUAAAUGAUCAAUCAAUAUUUGACGAAAUAACAUCACAAUUUGGUGAAAUAUGUCCACCAUUACCAAAAAAUCACGAAAUCGUUGAUCAGGAAAACUGCUUUCAGCAUAUUCAUCAAAUAUUCCACUUGAUCUAA